Dacryopinax primogenitus is the source of this 249-nucleotide messenger RNA. RefSeq lists its product as uncharacterized. The record is from RefSeq and is a predicted model, not a curated record. The annotation marks the transcript as partial. NCBI's taxonomy places the organism in Eukaryota, Fungi, Basidiomycota, Dacrymycetes, Dacrymycetales, Dacrymycetaceae. The transcript is spliced from 2 exons.
GCCCAAUCUGCGCAUUAUUUCAAAUAUCCCGAUGCAUGGAGGGAGAUCGGCCGUGUUUUACGUCCAGGAGGCACAGUGGCAUUCUGGUCCUAUCCCACGCUCAUGCUACCAGAAGGAAAGAGAUUCUCCGACCUAAAUGAAAAACUGCUGCGAUUCCUGCUCGGCACCGGUCCAAACCGGAUCGGUCAAUACUGGAAUCCAACAGCCCGCGAAAUCCUCUGGUCGCAUUUUACGAAGCUCCCCCCGCCC